AUCGAAUAAACUCCGACUUUUGUUCCAGCUCUAACACACCAGGGAAAAUAAAAAUCCUAAUAAUAAAGAAAAGAGUCAAUUUAGUGCAAUUACUUGCAAUAAAAUCCCAAAAUCCCAGCUAGAGUUAAGAUUGGCCUACCCAACGAAAAAGUAAAACUAGUUUAAAUCCCAUCGAAACAAAGGGAAAGCAAAAAGUAUCAAAAUGUCGGAAAUGCAAAUGGAUUGUGCUUUGGAUCUGAUGAGGAGGCUUCCGCCCCAGCAAAUUGAGAAGAACCUCAUUGAUCUGAUAGACUUGGCCCCUGAUCUAUGUGAGGAUUUGCUCUCGUCCGUGGAUCAGCCUUUGAAAAUAGCCAAGGACAAAGAACAUGGCAAGGAUUACCUGUUGUGUGAUUAUAACCGCGAUGGUGAUUCCUAUAGAUCGCCCUGGUCGAACUCUUACUAUCCACCAUUGGAGGAUGGCCAAAUGCCCUCGGAACGACUGCGAAAACUGGAGAUUGAGGCCAACUAUGCUUUCGAUCAGUACCGGGAAAUGUACUACGAAGGAGGAGUUUCCUCCGUGUAUCUAUGGGAUCUGGAUCAUGGUUUUGCCGCUGUCAUACUAAUCAAAAAGGCCGGAGAUGGCAGCAAGAUGAUUCGCGGAUGUUGGGACUCUAUUCAUGUGGUUGAAGUUCAAGAGAAAACCACAGGAAGGACAGCUCACUAUAAGCUGACGUCCACAGCAAUGUUGUGGCUGCAGACCAACAAACAAGGUUCAGGCACCAUGAACCUGGGUGGUUCCCUCACCCGCCAGCAAGAACAGGAUGCCAAUGUCAGUGAGUCCUCGCCGCACAUCGCCAACAUUGGCAAAAUGGUUGAGGAGAUGGAGAACAAAAUCAGGAACACCCUGAAUGAGAUCUACUUUGGCAAGACCAAGGAUAUUGUGAACGGAUUAAGAAGCACACAAUCGCUGGCCGAUCAGCGCCAGCAGGCGGCCAUGAAACAGGACCUCGCAGCAGCUAUCCUGCGACGCAAUGUCAAGCCCGAAUCGAACUGAGCACUGAGCGGCUAAAGGCUGAAUUUCCACAUAAACCAAGCCAGUCUACGGGGGGUCUCUAAGAUAAUACUGUUCUAUCUAAAAAUAGUAAUAAUAUGCGAAUUGAAAGGCACUGUUGGCCCUUAAAAGUUUAUUCAAAUGAAUUCAUUUUCAUAAUAUUUAGGCUGCAUCCACCCAAUUCCCAAUUACUUACUGUUCAUAUGACAGUUCAUAGGACUUUACGAAGACUGGACUCAAAGCAGACUAAAAAUAUUAAAUACGCAUUUCUAGGCAGUAAAUUUGUUACAUGAGAAAAUUGUUAAACCACGAGAAACAUAUUAAUGUAAAUUUGCCCGCCCGUUUUUCAACUGUCCUCCCAAUAUUGUUGCAAUUUAGAGAGUCGCGCUUCAUCCACAGUUCAGCCAAAAAUGCCAACUUCGCCGCCCUCAAGACAGUAUCCAUAAGUAUUUGUAUCUUAUUUGUAAUAAUAAUGCAUAUUUGCACCGAAGUCGAGGCAUUUGCGUUUCGUUCUUAAUCCUUCCGCGAAUAAAUAAUUUGUUUAUUAAUUGUGACUUUUGUGUUUGUGUGUACUCUAACCAUUAAGGAGAGCUCGAAGCAAAAAUAUUAACUGAAAUCGCUUUGUGAUUGUAUUAUCUGAGGAAAUGCACAUUACCUUUUCUUCUUUACUUAAUAUUUUUUUAACAAGAAAUUUGGAAGGCAAAGAGAAAUUUUAUACAAAGAGAAAACUAAUAAAUAUUGAAUUAUA
Molecule: messenger RNA, 1778 nt
Organism: Drosophila eugracilis
Lineage: Eukaryota; Metazoa; Arthropoda; Insecta; Diptera; Drosophilidae
Gene: cpb
Product: F-actin-capping protein subunit beta
Exons: 2
Coding region: 203-1033 (276 amino acids)
Biological process (GO): barbed-end actin filament capping; regulation of lamellipodium assembly; negative regulation of filopodium assembly
Cellular component (GO): F-actin capping protein complex; cytoplasm
Molecular function (GO): actin filament binding
Source: RefSeq, a predicted model, not a curated record